Musa acuminata AAA Group (dessert banana) is the source of this 2351-nucleotide messenger RNA. RefSeq lists its product as uncharacterized. NCBI's taxonomy places the organism in Eukaryota, Viridiplantae, Streptophyta, Magnoliopsida, Zingiberales, Musaceae. Bases 260 to 1075 code for a protein of 271 amino acids. The transcript has 6 exons. The record is from RefSeq and is a predicted model, not a curated record. Gene Ontology annotation, molecular function: RNA binding.
UCUUUCCCUUUCCUCCCUUUAGCUUUUUCUUCCCUCCCUCCCUUUCUCUCUUUCCUCUCUUCUCAACUCUCCCCUUCUCAAUUCCCUAGCCCUAACGAAACUCAUAUAACGCCUUGACAAGCUCCUCUAAAUUUGGUGGGCUGAUCGUUUUACUCGUCACAUCUAGAUCACUUGCUGGCUAGGACCUCCUCUGGAGGAGGGGCUGAGAGGAGGAGGAGGAGGAGGAGGAGGAGGAGCGACGGAUCUGAGGAGGAGGAAGAUGACUCCGGCUAACGUUGCAGGCCAAUUUGGAGACACCACUUACACCAAGGUCUUUGUUGGGGGGCUUGCUUGGGAGACCCAGAGAGACACCAUGAGGAAAUACUUUGAGCAGUUUGGGGAGAUCCUAGAAGCUGUGGUCAUCACCGAUAAGAACACAGGAAGAUCCAAAGGCUAUGGAUUUGUCACAUUUCGCGAGCCGGAAGCUGCGAUGAGAGCUUGCGUGGAUCCCUCACCGGUGAUCGACGGAAGGAGGGCUAAUUGCAACCUCGCCUCCUUGGGGGUUCACAGAUCUAAACCUCCAACUCUUCUUCAUGGAGGGAGCAGGAACUUUAGGGUUAUGAAAUCUUUUCAGGCAGGCCUUCAAGGUGGGGUGGGAACUGCUUUUCCUUCGCCUGCAGCUGCCACCUUCCCUCAUUAUGCCAUCCAACAAGGGCUUCCUUAUUAUGUCUACGGGUUCUCACCCUAUUCCGCAGAGUACAACUACGCUACGUCUGAUUACCAGAGCUACUACAACAUGUACGGUGGAGCAGCUUCUCAGUAUCCACUCUACGGAGGGGCAGCAAACGGGGUGGUAGCCGGAACCACCGGCUACUACCCAUACUUCCAGUUUGGCCAGGGCGGCGGCGGCGGCGGCGCGGCUGCUUACGCUCAGGGUCAAGGAUAUGGCCUGCAGUACCCUCCGAUGCUCCAGUACUCUGCGGUGACCACCACGGCCGGGGUGACAGGCUUCGCAGCUCAACUCUACGGAGGACCCAUGUCCCUGGCUCCGACCCCCACAGCACAAGCAGUGUCUUUUGCUCUAAAACAGGCAUGACUAUGGCUGUGACAUCUCCAAGCCUGCCGAGUCCAACAGCCCAUCCCUACAGACUCAUUCCUGCUCACUUUGCUGCACCUUCCGCACCGGAGCAACCCUUGGCCUAACCAUGGUUCUUCUUCACUCAUCCUUGUUCUCACUGUGUGUCUGUAAGUUUGUCCAUCAGCUCUAACAUAAGCCUAAGUUGACACCCCAAGGUCUUUUGUAGACCGAGUCAGUCUCGGGAUCGGAGGAGCACUCCGAAUCCAUCAACUGAUGCCGUGGUAACUGUGCAGUUCCUUCUGCUUUAUCCCUGGGAUGGGCUUAAAGCAUCUGCAUGCACCCACAGGUAGGGUGAUGCCUUCAAAUACGAGGAAAGGCGGUACCAAGUUUAAUUUGGCUCCUCAUGAGCCAGGCGCAUCGAUCCAUCAAACUUAAGUGCCCUUCGGAGGGCUCUUAGCUAACACAAAGCUAAGUCUUACUACUCAUGAUCUGGUCUUUCUUUUUCCGUGUCAGCCUGAGUUGGGCUUAAUUAACAUUCUUACUCUGUUGUAGAGGUGCAUUUGGUCAAGUAGUAGGGUAAGGCAUGCCCUGAUCCUUAUCUUAAUUCAAGUCUUCCAUGACCUUGACUGUCUGUGAAGACUGAGAGAAUCUGAUCAACCCUAUAAUGUCAACUUUACCAGUUAAACAUCAUGUAAGAAUUCAGUGUAAUCACAACCAUUCACCUUGCCUGGGGAAAGGCAAGCUGAUUUCACUAACCCCUCUUUAUCUGUUGAGUAGCCUUUGUGUGUACAUUUGUGGCUAGCCUCCAGGGGGAGUUUUAGCCCCAAGCCAGGGAGGUGUAGAGGAGAGCUAGUGUUUGUUUUUGGCAUCUAGCUCUGCUGCCUCCUGUCCCUAACUAAUAGUAUGAGCUCCAUAUAUGGUUAUGGAGUUCUGACCACCCAUAGGAAUUUAAGUUUAGUGUUUACCACCCAAUGGACACCCUGGAGAUAUAUUUUUGGUCUCAUGGGUUCCUCUUCCAUGACACUGCAGCUUCAACACCACCAUGGUUAGGUCCAAGAGCCUCCUCUCUCUCUCUCUCUCUCAUGCAGUUUAAAUUUGGAAAGACUUCUGUUAUUAUUGCUGCUAUUUCGCUUAUGCUGUUUAUGUUCAGAGAGACCAGAGACUUCUAUUUCUAUAUGCUAUGUACUAAGAACUGGAUCUUGUAAUAACUAGCUAGGCAUCAUACUUUAGCAGUAUCUGAUAUCCUUCUACAUUUUGCAUCACCAGACAAUGCACUUCUCUAAUUUUCUUUUCA